This is a messenger RNA of Manihot esculenta (cassava), 1873 nucleotides long. RefSeq names its product gibberellin 2-beta-dioxygenase 8. NCBI's taxonomy places the organism in Eukaryota, Viridiplantae, Streptophyta, Magnoliopsida, Malpighiales, Euphorbiaceae. Bases 610 to 1647 code for a protein of 345 amino acids. The transcript has 4 exons. The record is from RefSeq and is a predicted model, not a curated record.
CUCCACUUUGUGGACAACACAGACAUCCUCCUCUCUCCCACUAUCUCUCUCUCAUUGUAUAACUCUGCAAUCGGCCUUUGCUCAUUCUCUCUUUCGUUUAUGUAAGUAACUUGGUUAUUAUUUUCUUCUCAAUUUGUUCUCCCAUGUACGUUGCUGCAAUGCAAAGCUCUGCUCUUUUGCCUUUGCAUUUGCAGCAACACUUUCGCAGCUAAUUGUUUUUUAAUAUUUUGGGCCGAGUAGUUAGUGUGCAAGUUGUGUCUUUGUUCUUAUUCCCCUGUCCUAAUCUUUUCAUUUUGUUUUCAUGCUUCUGUUUCUCUUUCUCUUUCACCAUUGUUUUCAUUAGAUAUGCUUAAAAAAUUAAUAUGAAAUUUCCCUCUUAAUUACCUGAGAACUACUUGAAGAUGUUGACAUCUCCGUGCAUUGCCAUGCAAAAACUAUUAUCUUUUCUAAGUUUUCGCUUCAAAAACCCGUUUUUCAUGAAAAAAAAUAAAUAAAACAAACAUUGAAUUUCACUCAAUCUUCUUAAGAAUGCGGAGGUGAUAUAAUACCCACUUGAAAAAGAUUAUCUUGGCAUAUAUAGAAACAAGGCCUCGUUCACAGAAAGCAAAAAUGGUGGAAUCUAUCGUCAAGGCAAAUAUAAACCAGCCUGUAAGAAUGGACAUGGACCCACCUUUCCAUAAGAUCUACAAGACCCUUCUAGACAACACCAUUGAAGAAUCAAAAAUCAUGACGAGUGUCAUUGAGGAAUGUGAGCUUCCAUUGAUAGAUCUUGGUUGUUUAGACAUGGAUGAAUCUGAUGAGAAACACAAGUGCGAAGAAGAAAUAGCUAGGGCUUCACAGGAGUGGGGAUUCUUUCAGGUUGUGAAUCAUGGGAUUUCACGUCAGAUUUUGGAAGAGCUCAGAAGUGAACAAGUGAAGCUUUUCAAGCAACCUUUUGAUAAAAAGAGCAAAGAAGACAAGUUCUUGAAUUUCUCUUCUGGAACUUACCGUUGGGGAACUCCUACAGCUACUUGCCUUAGUCAAUUUUCAUGGUCUGAAGCUUUUCAUAUUCCUAUGACUGAUAUUUCUGCUUCCAAUGGUUUCACUAAUCUCAGUUCAACAAUGGAACAGUUUGCUACCAGAGUUGCAAGUCUUGCACAAAAAUUAGCUGCAAUUUUAUCAGAAAAACUGGGAAGAAAAUCAACUUUCUUCCAAGAAAAUUGUGUGCCAAGAACUUGCUAUCUUCGUUUAAAUCGAUACCCACCAUGUCCAAUCCCUGGAGAAGUUUUUGGACUCAUGCCACACACUGACAGCGAUUUCCUUACAAUUCUUUAUCAAGAUCAAGUUGGAGGAUUGCAGUUGGUGAAAGAUGGGAAAUGGUUUGCUGUUAAACCUAAUCCUGAAGCUUUAAUAAUAAACAUAGGUGACUUGUUUCAGGCUUGGAGCAACGAUGUAUAUAAGAGCGUUGAGCAUUGUGUGGUGACGAAUCCUGGAGUGGAAAGGUAUUCGACGGCAUAUUUCUUCUGCCCAUCUUAUGAUAUAGAGAUAGAAAGCGGAUGUGAAUGUUCACUUUAUAAGAAGUUUAGCUUUAAAGAAUACAGGGAGCAAGUGCAUAAGGAUGUUCAACUGUUAGGGCGCAAAGUUGGCCUCUCAAGAUUUCUUGUAUAAUUUUCACUAUUACAUGAAUUUUGCUAUGUAUAUAUAUAUAUAAUAUCAACAAGGUUUUCUUUCCUACAGUAUCUUAAGAGUAAUAAGUGGUGGAUCCCUAUAAAGUAUAAGAUUAGGACAUGUUAUGUAUUUUAACAUAAAUGGUGGAUCCACAUAAAAUAUAAGAUUAAGACAUGUGAUGUAUUUUAAGAUAAGUGAUGGAUCCAUAUAAAGUAUAAAAUUAGAA